Messenger RNA from Salarias fasciatus (jewelled blenny), 1077 nucleotides. RefSeq names its product homeobox protein MSX-2-like. Gene Ontology annotation, molecular function: RNA polymerase II cis-regulatory region sequence-specific DNA binding; DNA-binding transcription factor activity, RNA polymerase II-specific. Gene Ontology annotation, biological process: regulation of neuron differentiation; regulation of transcription by RNA polymerase II. NCBI's taxonomy places the organism in Eukaryota, Metazoa, Chordata, Actinopteri, Blenniiformes, Blenniidae. The coding region runs from base 103 to 1077 and encodes 324 amino acids. Gene Ontology annotation, cellular component: nucleus. The transcript has 3 exons. The record is from RefSeq and is a predicted model, not a curated record.
AUCAAGCCCAAGGAGGUUAUUUCUUCCACCACUGCGUCUUCUGCGAGCAGCGUUCCUUCAGCGGUGCCAAAGAUCAAGCUCGAAACCACCAGCAACGUCACCAUGGUUAAAGUUGCACCAAAAGUCAAUGCGCCUGUCCUACUCGCCCCACCCAAGGAUCCGGUCCCGAUAGCCCCGCGACCUUCCCAGAAACGGAGGCUGGAGGAGGAGAGCGAGGAGGAAAAAACCGAUGAGGAGAAAGACGUUGAAAGCGAGAUGGGUCCCGGAACCACCAACCGCAUGGUGCCGAAGGUCUCCACCACUCCCAUCAACAACAGGCCUUCCUCAACCAUGGUGUCGCAGAAACAGAACGGGCUGAACUACUGGACCUCCAAAGUCCCCAUCAAGAUCAACACCGUAUCCAGAGAACAGCUGGCUCUCCCCGCGCACACCCCGCCUCGUCCCAUCCCCCCUCCUCCCACCCCGAGCAUUGCCCCGGUCAGCCCAAACACCCCGAGCUCCGCCAAAGCGGCCAGCCUCUCCACCCCGCCCGCAGCCAAGUCCAGCCCCACGGAAAGCAGCUUCCUGCCCCACUCGUCCAGCCGCAGGCCGCGGACGCACCUGUCCUGCCUGCAGCUGUCCAUCCUGCAGUCCUGUUACGAGACCUGCGCCCAUCCCAACGCCAUGGAGUGCGAGGCGAUCGGCACGGAGCUCAACCUGCCGCUCAAGGUGGUGCAGAUCUGGUUCCAGAACACCAGAGCCAAGGAGAAGCGCUGGAGACUGCAGCAGGAGAAAAUGUCUCCUGUGUCGGGCGGGAAGGUGGACAUGAGCUCAGGAAGCUACCUGCAGUACAGCGCUCUCAAAGCCAACCGGCCCAUCCUGCCCAAGCCGGUCCAGCUCACGGUCACAGAACCCGCCGGGUCCCGGUGGCCGCCGAUGGCGCUCGUCAACAAGAACGCGAGCGGGAACGGCACGUCCGGCAGCGCCGUGUCGGGCUCGCAGGUCUCUCUUUCCACUACUGUAACCAGCUCCGGCGCCGCUUCCGGGGCAGACGCGGUUAUCGAAAUGCCUCCAGCGACGGCCACCAGCAAAAGUUAA